Messenger RNA from Fomitopsis serialis, 958 nucleotides. RefSeq lists its product as uncharacterized. NCBI's taxonomy places the organism in Eukaryota, Fungi, Basidiomycota, Agaricomycetes, Polyporales, Fomitopsidaceae. Bases 276 to 899 code for a protein of 207 amino acids. The transcript is spliced from 8 exons. The record is from RefSeq and is a predicted model, not a curated record.
UCAAGAGUCAAGACGGACUCGGGAGGAAACGACGUAGGAGUCCACGUGACUUCCCGUGCAUACUAACUUAGCUUAUACCAUAUACGGCAAUAAUGUUGAAGCCACGACGAGUCGGACUCGGCGAGUAAUGCUGAUAUGUGUGUACGUACAUGUGUCUAGGGUCGACAUACUCGCUGCUAGCCACCUCCAAACAGGUCGUGAACAUUCCGCAAUCGUAGAGCUCCGCUUCUGUGCCCUUCAACUUGCCACAGCUUCAGAAGCUUGCCAUCGUCGUCAUGUCCUUCAACCCAACCGCACUGAGACCCCGACUACAGACGGAGUUCUACGAGUUCCUGGAACAAAAACUCUUGAGUGUGGAGUCGCAGUUGAGUACAUCAGAGAAAGAAAGGAAAGAGCUGGGAGUUGCGUUGACACAAACCGAGAAGAAGCUCGAGGCUUCUAAUGCUGAACUGAAAGAAUUGCGAGCAAAUGCUGGUGCUCCUGUUGAAGUACCACCGAACAAAGACGAGACAGAAUCCACUGAAUCACUCAAAAAUGAUUUACAGCAAGUAUCAGAUCUGCUCGCGAGGGAACGAGCGCGCCGUGAAGAAGCAGAACGUGUCACCUCGGAGACGGAAGCAAAGGUCAAGACUCUCGCCGAUGAAUGUGCACAGAGCAAGUCCACAUACCGAGAGGAUCUCGUGAACAAGGAGGAGACCUGUAGCCGUGCAGUUGCAGAGCGUGUCGAAGCCAUUGCAGCUGAGACCAAAUGUCGACAGCAGCUCAACAACGUAAAAGCCGAACUAGAUGCUGCGAAGAAGGAAGUAUCAAGGCUGUCGACCGCGAAUCACUCGACCCAAAGUCCAGCCGACAAACUUGAACAUCAUAGCUCAGUGAAGGUAUCGCAUCGCACGCUCUGAAUGUAGAUGACAACGACUGACAUACUGCCUAUGCAUAGUUUAGGGUAUUCGUAGAUAGU